Micromonas pusilla CCMP1545 is the source of this 3957-nucleotide messenger RNA. RefSeq lists its product as uncharacterized. Lineage: Eukaryota; Viridiplantae; Chlorophyta; Mamiellophyceae; Mamiellales; Mamiellaceae. Gene Ontology annotation, cellular component: plasma membrane. Gene Ontology annotation, biological process: calcium ion transport. The transcript is spliced from 2 exons. Gene Ontology annotation, molecular function: monoatomic cation channel activity. The record is from RefSeq and is a predicted model, not a curated record. Bases 1 to 3957 code for a protein of 1318 amino acids.
AUGCGGACGCGCGGGAUGACGCUCCUCCCGCUGCUCCUCGCGGCGCUCUUCCCCGCGCCCGCCCUCGCCGCCGGGAUCGACACGGUCAUGACGACCGCCCCCGCGGAGGGCUCCGUGCACCGCCCCGGGUCGAUACUCCUGUUCGUCCUCGAGCCGGCGUGCGAGACCGAAGGAUGCGUCCUGCCGUCCGACGCGGGCGUGGACGUGCGCGUGGACGACGGCACCGGCGCCGGGUUCGGCGCGUGGCAGGCGGCGACGACGUACUACGUCUCCGGCGUCGCGAAGCUCAGGCACUUCGUGUACGCGGAGACAUUAGGCACGUGGACGGUGGAAGCGAGGGCGUCGAGCGCGAGCGCGGGGACGACGGACGACACGCCGUCGCGUCGCGCGUUUCACGUCGGCACGCUCGUCUCGGCGUCCGCGACGCUGGACCGUCUGAACGGCGUCGUCUCGGUCGCGUUCGCGGGGCCGCCCGGUACCGCCGCGGUGAACGUCACCGCGGCGGCGAUGAACCUGACCGUGGACGCGCUGUUCGCGCCCGCGUCGUUGACGGCGAUGACCGGGUCGUCCGCCGGCGUCGGCGCGUCGGCGCGAUGGACCGACGCCUCCGCGCUCGCCGUCUCGUUGCCGCCGGCGACGCGUUCCUCGGGCGCGUGCUCGAGCUGGAGAGCCGCGCGCGAGGAGGCGACGUCCGCGGGCGCCGUGAUCCCGAGCGGCCUCACGCUUCGCCUGCGCGACGACGCGACCUUGUUCGACGCCGCCGCGGGGUACCACUACGACGGAACGGUGGCGCUCGAGAUGGGCGCGACGUCGGGGAAUCCGACGCUCGCGCUGACCGCGCCCGCGGACGUCGGCGGGUGCCAGGACAUGCGCGUUCGCGCGACGACGACCGCGCUGUCGUGGGACGAGGUCGUGUCGUGGGACGCGCCGACGUUCUCCGCCGCGGAGGGGGUCGAGGGCGUCGUCGUCGGGGACCACGCCGACCUCGUCGCGUUCGCGAGUAACGCGUCGAAUCACGCGCUCCGCGAGCUGCGCCUCCCGACAUCGCUCACGCGGCCGGACGUUCGGUACGCGUUCGGCGCGUCCGCGAUGAACUGCCACGGCGGCGUCGCGAGCGCGACCGCGGGCGUGAACCGAUGGACGGGGAUGGUCCCCGGGGUGAGGACGUCGAGCGGGUCGCACGCGUACGCGACGACGGCGGCGGCGGCGACGACGAUCGACGUGGACGCGUCUUUACCCGCCGUCGUCGACCCCGCCCCCGGCUCCGAGUGCGAUCAAGACCCGACCGGGCUGACGUACCGGUGGCAGAACUUGACGUCGCGCGCGGACUGUCUGUACGCCCCCGGGGUGAACCAGUACGGGUGGCCGAACCUGCACGUGCGCGCGUCGUCGCGGUCGCUCGCGCUUCCCGCGUUUUGUCUCGCCGCCUCCGCGACGCCGCAUCGGCUUCGGCUUCGCGCGUUCUUCGGGGAGAACCCCGGGACGAGGAGCGCGGGAACGCUGGACGUGAAUGUGACGGUGUCCCCGACGCCGCUGCGCGCGAUCAUCCUCGGCGGCGGCGGCGGCGUGAGGGUUCUCCCGCGCGACCACGUCUUCGAGCUCGACGCGCGGCCGUCGUUUGAUCCGGACGCCGCCGCGCCAAACGCGGCGGCGGAUAACUCCACGUACGCGUGGUCGUGCGUCCUCCUGACUCGGGUGUCUUCGUCCGAGGUGCGAGAGGACCCGUGCGGGAGCGCGUUCGACGCGAAGAUGGCGUCCACGGAGCCGUACCUCGCGGACAUCGGUCCGCUGCUCGCGACGAAUUUGGGAGGGCGAUUUCGGUUCACGGUGACGUACGGAAACAGGGGGAAAACCGCCAACGCGACGUCGGACGUGAGCAUGGUCACGGACCCGGUGCCGACGGUGACGCUCGCGACGCCGAACCCGGCGACCGUGCCGUCGACGACGCCGCUGCGAUUAGUCGGCAACGUGACCGGGCACGUCGACUUCGUGGGCACGGCGGAAGAGGGGGACAUCGCGUACCGGUGGAUCUCCGAGCCGCCGAUCGAUUUCGCCGACGCGCGAAACUUUCUCACGCCGACGAACGGGCCGUCGUUGGUCAUCGCCGGCGGGGUGUUACAACCGAAGACGUCGUACGCGUUCACGCUCCUCGCGAAGCAGCGCGGCGUGAACUUAGAAGGGCAGGCGACCACCGGAGCGAUCGUCGUCGUGGGCCCGCCGAGCGGGGGAAGGCUCGUGGCGUCCCCCGCGUCGGGCGCGGCGUUGACGACGACGUUCACCGUCUCCACCGCCGCGUGGGUCUCCCCGAACCCGGGGGCGCUGCGAUACACGAUCGGCUACGUCGCGCGCGGCUUUGGUCGGAGCACGACGGACAUCGUCCUGUCCACGGGCGCGGCGACGACCGUCGCGACGACGCUGCCCGCGAACGCGACGCGGGACGGCGUCGCGUCGGACGCGAGGGUCUUCGUCGUCGCCGACGACCGCGGCGCGACGACGCGGUUGGAGGCGACCGUGCGCGUGAGCGCCGUCUCCGGCCAGGCGGCGAGCGCGGCGGCGGCGACCGCGCUGACCGCCGCGCUCGCGCUCGGGGACGUCGUCAUGCGCGCGACCGCGGCGGUGACCGCGGCGGCGUCGUUGAACUCCGCGGGCGUCGCCGCCGCGAGCGACGCCGCGGAGCUGUCGCGGCGGCGAUCGAUUCGCGCCGGCGCGAUGGGCGCGGUCGCGGACGCCGCGGACGUCGCCGUCGCCGCGAUCGCGGGGACGAUCGAGCCGGAGGUGCUCACGAGCUACGUCACGUCGAUCGCCGCGGUGAGCGCGGUCGCGGGGGAGAUGGACAAGGCGACCGCGCGGCGAGGGGUGAACGCCACGCGCGCGUUGGUCUCGGCGCCCGCGAGCGGUCCCGCGGAUCUCGCGACGUUGGACGCGGCGACGUCCACGUGCGGCGCCGCGCUCGAGGUCGUCUCUAUCGAGAUCGCGCGCAACGCGAGCAACGUCACGAGCUCGAGCUCGAACGCGUCGUCUGUCGGGAUGGCGGAGGCGCGACGGAGGAAGCUGUUGGAGGACCCGAUGUCGUGCUCGCCGCGGCGUCGGAAACUUUUGGAAUCCGCGUCGGGCGCGUCCGCCGCCGCCGCCGCCGCCGCCGACGCCGACGCCGACGACGACGACGCGCCGGUGUACGACCCCGUCGUCGCUCUGGCGCUGUCCACCGCGGUCGCGAUCACGCGAGCGGCGGUCCGCGGUCAAGCCGCGAACGAGACCGCGUCGGAGAUGUCGCAGGCGUUCAUAGGCGUCCGCGCGGAGCGGAUAUUCCCGAAAGACUUGAGGCCGGGACUUCGCGCGUUUUCGGCGCCCGGGAGAAACGCCGCGGAGUACUUCAUCCCCGCGCGGCUCGCGUCGUUCGUCUACCGCGACGCGCACGUGGACGUCUUCACGUACCGGAUAUCCGGGUCGACGUUGCCCUCCGCGACGCGGAUGAUGUCCGACGGCAGCGCGCUGGAGCUGCUAAACGACGACGGGGUCUACCCCGCGCUCCCUCCCGGGUACGACGAGGUGAUGACCGUCCACGUUCCGAUGUCGGGGAUACCGAUGAAACCCCUGGAGCGCGUCCUGUACGAGUACAGGUGCGCGCGGCACGAGGCCGGGAAGUGGGUCGUGGACGACCCUCAGCGGCGGUGGUGGACCGAGUCCGUCGAGGAGGAGCGACCCGGGCAAGGGCACGUCGUGUGCAAGGGGAAGGGGGGCGUGUUUCUCGGGUACGUCGUCGGCUUGGUCAUCGCGCCCAUCGACUUUACCGUAGACGAGUCGCUUCGGGAGAGCGCGACGACGAUCAACAUCUACUGGUACGUCAUCGGCGGCGUCGCGGCGUUCGCGAUGAUGUACGCGAUGAUCGGGCUGUGUUGCGGGAUGCGAAGGAGCCACGUCAAGGUCACGGGCGACGACUACCUGGACAAGAGUUGA